AUGAAGAAAACUUCCUGGAGUAGGAAGAACUUUCUGCUUGUAGCAGGACUGUCACUUAUAGGUGUUCAUAUAGGAAGCAUGCUUGUGAAUUUUGUUGCGAAAAAGUCUGCUCAAUCUCAUUCAGAAGCCAGAAGAGAUCGUCCAUAAUGAAAUAGCUUCCUGCUGUCACUAUUUUUCCGUUUUGCAACAUGAUUUAAGCCUCGUUUUAAGAGAGCUGUGAUGAGUAGUUUCAGGAAUGUUAAAUAUACUGUUUUGCACUGAAAAUAAUAAUCCUUGCCUGCAAAGAAUUAAGAUGUACUACUAAAAUUUAAAAGUGCAAUGAGUUAUAGAUCCAAGUAAAAAUGAAAUGUGUUUCUGGCUAGAAUUAAAAUCUUAUCUUCAGAA
Molecule: messenger RNA, 384 nt
Organism: Agelaius phoeniceus (red-winged blackbird)
Lineage: Eukaryota; Metazoa; Chordata; Aves; Passeriformes; Icteridae
Source: RefSeq, a predicted model, not a curated record